ACGUGCGCACUGCGGCUCACUUGAUCCAAACACUCACCUGUGGACACCUGAGGCGCGCGCUCCGCGGGGGCAAGUCCAAACUGCGGCGCGAACCCGCUCUGCAGGUUCAGUCCCGUGAAUUACUUUGUGCAGAGCUCUAGUCCUCAUGGUUUUGUUUUCUGUUCUCAGUUCCUGACGAGGACCUGCUACAGCCGCCGCGAUGAGUAAAUCCAGCACUUUAAAAGUCAAGAACUUGUUUAAAUCCAAGUCUUUGGAUAAGGAGAACAAGGACAUAAAGAGGGCAGCGAACAAAGAUGGGACUCUCAGCAGUCCCGUGUCUCUACCCACGAGUCCCGGACCUGUUAGCCCGGGGGACCACAGUGCCAUGCCCGAGCACAUGUCCCCUGUGUCCCCCAAAGAGAAGAAGAGCAAAGGGAUGUUCUCACUAAAACUCAAGAAAAAAAAGCCCAAGCAGAAAGUAGAGGAUGUGUUCUUCCCGGAGACUGGAGAGCUGGACAGCUUCAGCCCUGGACACAUGAGCUACGACCAGAUGAGUAUUUCCACAGAAUGUAGUUACCGCACGGAUCUGGAGUGGGACCCUCACUGUGAGAAUACCUCCAUGAUGAGCUUUGACAUGAGCUCGCCACAAAGCCCAAAGUCGCCCUCCAAAUUCUUCAAGAAUUCGGAGGAGAAAAAGAAAAUGUUUGAUCGCAUCAGCAGUUUUUUUACCCCCAAGAAGAAGAAGAGCAAACUUCCUACAGAAUCCUCCACAGAAGCAGAUUCCCCUCUGUCUCCACGAUCACCCCAGUAUCAACAACAGGAUGGGUUUAAGACACCAACUCAAUCUCCCAAAGCCAGUCUGUUGGAUGUAAAGAAAGGAGCAGAAUGUGGAGAUAAUCUCAGUCAGACGUCCACUCCCAGCACCGCCAGUCUGGUGUCUGUGCUGGCAGGUCAAACUGAUCUGCCCUUUGCCGACAGCAGCAGCAGUGGAAAGAGCAGUGUGCGAGAGGUGUAUGUGUGCAAAAUUAGCACUGCAGAGGGGAAUUCUGAGAACGUCACUUCUUCCACUUUUGAGAGCAGCACUUUACCCAAUACUGGCUCCAGCUUCGCUUUAGGUUUUGCUGAUUCAGUUGUGGAGGAGGUGAGCAAGAGGCUGCAGGUACAUCUGGAUGAACACAUCCACACAGAGGAACAAAAAGGGGAGAAAAGUGUCCAACGACUCAAUCAAAUUACAGUUACAAGCCCUUUGUCACCCCCUAAGUCUCCCAAUCUCACAUCCAUCAGUUUAGCAACAAAGAAGAGCUCAGUGAAGAUAGGAGAGAAUGGACACAGCACAAGUCUGUCAGGAAUCACUUUGGGAAGUCAGUCGUCCACGCCUCACCUCAUCAGCACACGGCAGACCCUGGCACAUGUGCCAAUAGAAAGCUCUAAAGAAGUUCAACAAACUGAGACAGCCAUAAAGGAACGUGCUGCAGUGAGCUCUUCACACAAGAAGGAUGAGCCAGCCAGGACAGAGUCCCCUGUGCUUGUCAAAGCCAUAUGGGUGGAGACACACCUGGGAGAGGAGGACUGGGGUAGGGACGGGGAGACAGAUGGUUUAAUCAGAGGAUCGGAGGAGGGCUUCAGAGCGGACUCUCCUCUUGUGCUGGCUAUACCUGUUACAGUCAUUCCUGAGGAUGACUCAUUUAGGCAGAGCUCCACUGACAGACCAGCCACCCCCACAGAGAGUACUCCAUCAGGUGGCAGCCUGCCAGAAUUCGCACCCACCCAGGAGCCUCACACAGCCUCUGCACAGCCAGGGAGCACCAGCGCUGGCACUGACUCAAAAGUAAAGUCUAUUACAGACACAUCUCCAGGAGAGGUCCGUGUCACACGCAAGACUGUGAGCCUGCCUUCAAAGCACCACUUUUUCGCCCACAAGGUGAACAUUAGCUCAGAGAGCAGCUCUGACGAGACCAAAACUACUGAAGAGGAGCACAGCACAAGUUUAAAGGCUGAGGACAAAGGCAAGGCUAAAUUAUCACCAGUUACUCCUUUUAAAGAGGAUGUCCCUGAAGAGUCCAAAUCAGAGCCGCAGGCAGCAGACAAUACUUCAAAGUUUGAUUUUAAAGCAGAGAAGCCAAUCAAAGCAGAGGAGAAAUUAGUAAUUGAAAAGACUGACUUCAACGACCCUUCAGUUUCUGCAGAAAUGCACCGACCUAAGUCCCAGAUACCCGCCCAGGAGGCCAAAAAGACCUCCGCUAAACCAAUUAGGACUUCAGGUCUACAGAGCCCAUCAUCGGUAUCUGGAGGCAGGGCCAGAACUGUGACAGCAAAGGUAUCCACAGAUGGAACAAAGAAAGACACAACACCAACUCAAAGAGAGAGCAGCGAUGAUAGAACUGCUUCAGCGUUACCCACACUGAAGGAUCAAAGUUCAUCUUCUAGAACUAGAAUCCCUAAAAGGUCAACAUCCCCAGGCACUCCUGAUAAAACAGCAUCUGAGGCAGUUGUUUCCAGAGUUCGUAGACCAAUUAGAACCAAAGAACCUCUCAAAUCUCCAGUCAGUACCAAACCAGAGAGAAGGUCUUCUAUAGAGGAAGUCAGAAGAAGAGGAGACAUUUCCCCUACGAAAACUGCAUACAAGGCCACAACAAAAACUAUUACUGAAAAAUCAGAUGAAUGUCGUGCUAAAGUGAAUCUUGUGAAUGGUUUGGAAACCAAAGACAGUAUUGCAAAAAAUAUCAGCAAUUUGACAGAAAAUAAGUCUUUUCCAAGUUCCAGAAGUCGGCUGCCUGUCACAUCUCCAAUCAGAAAGAAGAGUGAGGAGAUUCAAGAGUUACUACCAUCAACUGAGACACAGCCUACUGAAAGUCCUGACAAAGGAAUCACAUCACCCAGACACCUGUACAAAAAAAUAAAUGAAGAUGAGACAACUGGCUCUCCUCCCAAGCAAACAUCCUUGAAAUACAGAAAGAAGGAACCAGUAGACCCCCCACCUUCAGUCAGUAAACUUCCAACGCUGGGCCAGAAGACCACCAAAACGAAAUCAAAAAGAAGCUCCGCAAUAACACCUAUAUCACCUACAUCCAAACAAAAAGGUUCACCUGUCAAAGAAGACAUUUUAAUAGAUGAUGUGGAAAAGGACAAUUUAUUAACUAAAGCAGUCACUCCAAAUAUUGACAACACCCAGUCUACUGUAAAUGAACUAGCAGUGAAAGAAAAGGAAAUACAAUUGCAGGAUAGUAUAACGCAGUCUGCACAUGAAGAGAUUUUGUCAAUACAAAACAGCAAUAGAAAUGUCUUUAUGGGUGGGAGUGGCUCAGUCCCUGGAGGUAAAUUACAUUCACGAGAAAGUGCCUCAGUAAUAGGUGAUAUAAAGCCAAGCCUAAUUCAGGAAAAUCUAGACUCUUUGGACACGGCAACACAGGCCAAAGUAAAUAGCCAUAAGGAUGAAAUAGAUACAAGCGCAAAACCUGUUCCUGACGAGACCCAUAGUGACAUUAAACCUGAUCAGGACGUUGCUUUGUCAAAUUCAGUUCUGCUCAAAGCAACAAGUGAAGUGGAAAAAGACUUUAUAAUUGGUAAUCUUAAUGUCGAACAACGUUUAAAAGACCCAGCACUGGCACCAGAACAAACAGUGUCAUCUGAUUCUGCGAAAAAUAAUUUACCAGGAAAAAGUUGUGAGGACACUGGCUUGAAACUCGCUGGUAUUUUGGACAUUCAAAGUGUGACUGUCAGUGAGACGCCAAGUGACAUGCCAAACAAAGAGCCUAUUUUUCUGUCCGAAGAUGUUACAAAAAAGAGUGAUUCACAGCCAGAUGACAAGCAGUUAACAACUCAAAUUGAGCGCUCAGAAAUUAGUAGCAAAGAAGAGCCCAAAGACGUAACUGUUAUGGAAAAAGUGGAGAAAUGCACCCCAUUGCAAGAUCAAAUAUCAAAUUUAUCACCAGAAAUGUCAGAAAUACAGAAUGAGGUUUUGAAUGGACUGGAAUUGGAGAAGCAAAGGGUAAUUGAUGAGCUUACACCCAAAGCUGAGGAAGCUUUGAAAGAAAAUGAAACAAGAAACGAUAAAGAAAUACAUUUGCAUAUUAAGGAAUCACCGGAUGAGAAUAAAAGUGAAAAGUCUGGUGGCAAAACUGAAAUAAGUACAAUCCAGGAAACAUCUCAAGUAGAAGUAAGUGAUACACCAAUUUCUGUAAAUGACAAGUUAGAAAAUGUGGAUUUGCCUGUUGAUAAGAUUUUGAUACCAGGUAAAGACUUGGCCAAGCGAGAAAAUACAGAAACAGUAAUUGUUGGAGCACUCCCUCAAGAAGCAAAACCAGUCACGGCUGAAAGUGAAACAAUGGAAAAUGCAAUUAAUGAUUUAUCUGUAAAGAUUAUGAAAGAAACUUUAACAGAUAAUAACAGUCUCGCUGGGGUUAGCAGUCAACCAGAUCAGAAGCCAAAAUCUGUUCAGGAAAAAGCAGAAAUUGUGUCUGAAUUAGUGAGUGGCAAAUCUGCAGUUACAAAUUCCAAUAUUGAAUCAUUGGACAGUGAAGUGAAAUCAGUGACUGAAGAUAAUACUCCCAUAGUAGACACAUUGAGCACAGCAAUGAAAAAGAAAGAUGAAAGUGAAUUAGCAAAACAACCAAGAAACUCUGUAAGUUCUAAUAGUGAAGUUAGCAAGAAGGAACAAGAGUCUAGUCCAGCAAAGACAAAAAUAAAAAUGGAAAACAAGAUUGAUAAAAUAAAUAAGAUAUCUCCUAUGAAACAAAAUGAAAUGAUCAAACUGGAGUCUCAGAAUAAACCUGCUAUAAGUGAUGCUGAGAAACCCAAAGAACCAGUGUCCACACUUUCUGAUAAUGAGAACCAAAACCAGGACUUGAAAUCAGUGACUGAAGAUACUACGCCUGCAGCAGACACACUGAACAGGACAAUGAAUAAGGAAGAUGAAAGUAAAUUAGUAAAACGACCAAAGGACUCUGUAAAUUCUAAUAGCGAAGUUAGCAAGAAGGAACAGGAUUCUAGUCCCACAAAGACAGAGAUAAUACCUGAACCCAAGAUUGAUCAAAUAAAUGAGAUAUCUCCUAUAAAACAAAAUGAAAUAAUCAAAUUGGAGUCUCAGAAUACACCUGUUAGCAGUGAUGCUGAGGGACCCAAAGAACCAGUGUCCCAACCAGUGUCCAAGCUUUCUGAUAGUAAAAACCAAAACCACGACUUGAAAUCAGUGACUGAAGAUACUACCCCUACAGUAGACACAUUAAACACAACAAUGAAUAAGGAAGAUGAAAGUAAAUUAGUAAAACAACCAAAGGACUCUGUAAAUUCUAAUAGUGAAGUUAACAAGAAGGAACAGGAUUCUAGUCCAGCAAAGACAGACAUAAUAUCUGAACCCAAGAUCGAUAAAAUAAAUGAGAUCUCUCCCGUAGAACAAAGUGAGAUGAUCAAAUUGAAGUCUGAGAAUACAUCUGUUAUCAGUGAUGGUCAGAAACCCAAAGAACCAGUAUCCGAGCUUUCAGAUAAUGAGAACCAAAACCACGACUUGAAAUCAGUGACUAAAGAUACUACACCUAUAGUAGACACAUUGAACACAGCAAUGAAUAAGGAAGAUGAAAGUAAACUAGUAAAACAACCAAAGGAUUCUGUAAAUUCUAAUAGUGAAGGUAACAAGAAACAAGAUUCUACUCCAACAAAGACAGAGAUAAUAACAGAAACCAAGACUGAUAAAAUAAAUGAGAUCUCUCCUGUGAAACAAAGUGAGAUGAUCAAAUUGGAGUCUGAGAAUACAUCUGUUAUCAGUGAUGGUCAGAAACCCAAAGAAACAGUGUCCCAGCUUUCAGAUAAUGAGAACCAAGACCGUGACUUGAAAUUAAUGACUGAAGAUAUUACACCUACAGUACACAAACUGAGCAGCAAAGAAGAUGCAACUGAAUUCACAAAACAAACAGUGGAUUCCGUUCAUUCUGAUAGUGAAGUUAGCAAGCAGGAACAAGAGUCUUACAAAGGGACUGAAAGUAAAGACGGCAGUUCAGAGGCAUCUGUUGGUGUAGCACUUUCAGAGAUUUCAAGAAUUCAAGAUGGCUGCCACCAAGCUAUCUCUGUCCAGGAAGAACCUAAAUUAAUAGAAUCUAAAAUGGCAAUUCAUUCUCAGGGUGAAAAACAGAAAAUUGAAGAAAAAAUAAGCACACCUCUACAAGAAAUUAAAAAACUAGAGACUGCAGAAAAACUGAGAAAAGAAAAUGAUAGUAAGAUUGAAAAAGACAAAUCAGAUAAACCUCCUGGUGGCCUUAGAGCACCAGGACUAAAAAAAGAGCCAGAAGUUAGAACUGAAACUUUUUCCCAGACUGAAAAAAUAAAUGACAUAUUCCACAUGAAACAAAGUGCACUUCUUAUCAAUGAUAGUCAGAAACUCAAAGAAUCUCAGUCUCAACGGUUUAAUGAAAAAAACGAAGAUGAUGAUGAUGUUUUUGUUGAAAAGAUUAUCAUAAAGAUGUGUAAGAGCGACAAGAACGUCAAAGAAAGGACUGAAAUUGUGAAACCAGAGAUAUUGAGAAACAAAUCUAUAAAACACUGGAUGGAACCAUUAAAAAGUGAAUUAUCUGAUGAGACUGGUAAAGCACCGGCCGUGAUAAAGGAGUCCCCGUCUUGCUGGUUAGACGUUGAAAAUGGUCAAAGACUUCGGCGAAAGAAAGAGCACAAGCGCAGACUGGACACUUCAGCCAGUGAGGAUGAGUUACUGGAAUCAGAUGAUGUUGAAGAUUUUAUUAAAAACAUUAAAGAAGGAGGCAUCCCAUUCUCAUUCCCCCCAAGAAGACAUAUAGGCAAAAAGAACCUGUCUCCUCCUUUUGCCAUGCCCGCUAUCAAGGAGGAUAACUUUGAGAAAACAUUUGAUCCAGAAAAAUUCCAAUUCGGGUUAGGAAAAAAUGAUUUCAUGAAGGAUUUGUCUCCAGCUAUGGCAAUCAAACGACAGGCUGCAAUGAGAGAGGAAAAAAUUAAAGAAAAUGUUGCAGAUAAAGACAGGCCAGUUAUAGAGACGAAUGGCAAAGGUGUGGUUAAAGAGGGAAUUGUGAAUGAAGGUGGACUAGAAGAGGGUGUGAAUAAUGGGAUUGGGAAACGCCCCUCUCGACUGGGCCGGAUGUCUAUUCUCUCCAGUCUUCUGUCAUCCCCUAGGUCCAGCAGAAACCAAAAAGAGGAACUGUCCCCUGCUCUGAACGGAACUCAAUCCGCAGUUCAACAACAGGAUGUGCCCACAGAAGAGAAGCCGGUCCCCUCUCCUCUGUCUGACGUCAGAGCUGAUAAGGAGGGUGUGAAGACUCCAGAUCAAACCUCACCUUUCUCCUCUUUAAGUGAGGGUAGUGCUAACAGUGAGUCACCCUUUAGCCCCUCCUUUGCUCCACAAUUUCCUGUGUUCUCUGAAAUCCAACUUCCAGAUCAUUUAGAAAAGUUAAUCAAGAAGAAGAAAAGAGAAACAGAGAAUCUUAAGAGUUUGGAUCAGACGAAUAAACCAAAAAUGGAUCUUGGGGCAGAUAUAACUAAGAAUGAGGUGUUACUAUCUGAGAAGACUGAGCUAGACACAGCCCUGAAAAGUCCAACAACACCAACCUCAACUCCAAAGUUCACCCAGCAGUCUUCUCUAACCAGGACCACUCCAAAGACCAGGGUAAAGAGCAAGAUACCAGCUGUUAAAGGGAUUCACAAAAGACCAGGGAAGCUUGUUAUACAUGAACAAGCUGAGUUUGCAGGGGAAGCCUUUGAAUUGUACCGUGACAUUGAGGAUGCUACUUCACUGAAGCUAUCUCCUGUCAUAUCUGUCAGAGUCAUCAGAGGAUGCUGGUUGCUGUAUGAGAAGCCUGGGUUCCAGGGUCGUACCAUUGCCCUGGAUGAAGGCACCACAGAGCAGAUCGUGAACAUUUGGGCAGAAGAGGAACCUCCAGCCCCACCUGAAAGCUUAGAUCAGCGCGUGCCCACAGCACCCAUGGUCAUAGGGUCUAUAAAACUGGCAGUUAGGGAUUACACAGUGCCCAGAAUCGACUUGUUCUCGGAGGUGAAUGGGAUGGGGAUAUUGAUGUCCUACAAUGAAGAGGUUGUAGAGACUGGUUCCUAUGGGAUACCACAGAGCACUGGCUCCAUCAAAGUCCAUUCUGGCGUGUGGUUGGUCUACAGUGAUCCAGGGUACGGAGGUUUUGUUGAGGUCUUGGAGGCUGGAGAGUACCCUUGUCCUGAGAGCUGGGGGUUUUCACAGCCCUUCAUUGGAUCUCUCCGCCCUCUGAGAAUGGGAGGCAUAAGGGUGGAUCAUCCCAAUGAAGUUAAGGCUCUGGUGUUUGAGAAACCCAACUUUGAAGGAGAGAGCAUAGAGGUGGACAGUGAGGUGUUCUCUUUCAAUGAAAUAGAAAUAGAAGGACCAACAGAUGAAGCUGAUGUGAAAAAGCAAGUACUGUCUUCAGUGGGCUCUCUGAAGAUCAUUGGUGGACUUUGGGUGGGCUACCAGGAGGCCGACUUCGAGGGCCAGCAGUACAUUUUGGAGGAGGGGGAGUACGCUCACUGGAAGGACUGGGGAGGGUCUGAGGAUGGGCUGCUGUCACUUAGACCCAUUUACACUGACUUCACUUCACCCCAUAUUAAACUGUUUGGGGACAAGAUGUUCAAGGAGCUGAGUCUUAACAUAGACCUGAUGGGCCCCAUCUUUGACUUUGAAACAGUCGGACACAGCACAAAAACUCAGUCUAUCGAUGUCCAGAGUGGAGUUUGGGUGGCUUUUGAGAAACCAGGGUUUUGUGGAGAGCUUUACGUUCUUGAGAAAGGUCUUUACGCAAGUCCAGAAGACUGGGGAGCACUAAACUUCAGAAUAUCCUCCAUACAACCUGUGUUCUAUGAUUCAAUGAACAAAACAUCAAAGUUGAAGAUUCAGUUAUUUUCUGAGCCAGACUUUCAGGGACAACUUGUUCUUCUUGAGAAUAGUGUGGACACUCUAGAUGACUUUGUGCCCAGGUCCUGUAAAGUGUUGUCCGGCAGCUGGGUAAUGUAUGAAGGGGCACAGUUCAAACAAAGAAUGCAUGUGUUAGAGGAGGGACAGUACCCCAACACAGAGGCUAUGGGAUUGCAAUCUAAAGACACUAUAAUCCGCUCCCUACAGACAAUUGGACACGAGUUUUCUUUGCCUUCCAUAAUCUUAUUCAGUAAGGCAGGCUGUAAAGGCCGCAGGAUAGUGUUGUCAAAUGGGGUUGUGAAUUUGAGCAAGACCGGACACGAUGGAUGUGUGCGCUCUCUGGUGGUGGAAGGUGGAAUGUGGGUUAUCUAUGAAGGCAGCAACUACAGCGGUCGACAGUUACUUCUGUUGCCUGGUCAAGUGGACAACUGGUGUCAGUUGAGUGGAUGGGAACAGAUAGGAUCUUUGCGACCAUUAAUUCAAAAAGAGCAGUAUUUUCGUCUGCGCAGUAGAGAGAAUGGACAUUUGUUCUCUUUGACUGGGACUCUGGAUGACAUAAAACUGAUGAGGGUUCAAGCUAUUGAGGAGACUGGAGGCAUGGAGCAGGUGUGGCUCUAUCAGGACGGACAACUCUCCUGCAAGUUGUUGGAGGGCUGUUUCCUGGAGACCACAGGCAGUAUGCUGAUGGCAGGAAGUCGCCUGUGUGUCUCUCCCAACAAAGGAAAAGAAAACCAACUGUGGAACUUCACCCCUGAUGGUUUUGUGCGCUGCCAUCUGCAACGCGACCUGGUCCUGGAGGUCAAAGGUGGACACCAGUUUGACAAGAACCAAGUCAUUCUUAACCAGUUUGAUAAAAGAAAAUUGAACCAGCGAUGGAUUUUAGAGAUCAUCUAAGUUUUCUACAUAAGCAUGUCCAACAGGACCCUAAAGACCUGCUUAUGUCAUUUGAAACCAAACACUCUACCUUGAUGGUUUACAGUGUGUGGGACUCUGCCCUGUAUCAUUGCUGCACUCAUCUCCCUCUUGUGGUACUUCUAUGCAUGCCAGGCCUUGCAAACAUGAAGUCCUGCGUCUUUAUUCAAUAUGUAAAUUUGGUUUACGUGUUUCCUUUCAUAAAAUGUUGAUAUUUUUUUAGGUGUUUACAUUUUGAUACUUACUUUAUAACAUAAGAUUGUAAAUAGAAUAAAAUGGAACACACAAGCAUUUUGUAAUUCAAUUUUCAAAAAUAGCACUGCCCACUGUGACUGUAAAUAUGUAAAUAUAAGACACAGCUCUCAUAAA
Molecule: messenger RNA, 10147 nt
Organism: Periophthalmus magnuspinnatus
Lineage: Eukaryota; Metazoa; Chordata; Actinopteri; Gobiiformes; Gobiidae
Gene: crybg1a
Product: crystallin beta-gamma domain containing 1a
Exons: 23
Coding region: 200-9760 (3186 amino acids)
Source: RefSeq, a predicted model, not a curated record